GGUAAAGUUAUGCUCUAUUUCAUAUAAAACACUUUGGACCUUGCAGUGCUCAUUUCAAUGCUGUGCUGUUAUUUUCUGUUGUUUUGCAAAUUCAGUGAGUAAAAUUUCUAAGUGUUUCAUGCUGAAAUUAAAGUAAGCAUUGGAUAUUUUUGGACUUUACAUAUACAAAACGAUAUUUUUAAGCUGUUCUGCAAUAAUAAAGGUGCUGCGAAAAUUGCAUGCUCUUUAAAAACGACUUAUUUCUUUUUUGACCCAUAUUUCUUGGCCAGUUGGUCAGAUUCGAAGAGGGGCAGGUGCCUCCAUGACACUCAGCGUGUGCACCUUGCACAAGGAGGCUGCGUAGCAUGGCAGCAGAACUGCUAGGGAAGAGGGGGCAAAUUUGGCCCAGGCACAGCAUUUGGCUUGGUACUGGAUGGCGGGGCAGCAAGCCGGUGUCCUGGCUUUCAGGCCACUGAGCUUGAUGGGUAGGGGGGAUGGACAACAGACAGAAGUCUACAUGAGGUGGGAUUUUGUUAGUUCGUGUCUGUCGCUCAUUCUCAGUUGCAAUGAAAAUGAAACUAUCCCCACCCCCAGAAAGAAUACAUUCAAAUGUGUUCUUUGGGGAAUUGUACAUCUCACAUCUGUCAGUACUACAUUAAGUCAUAAGAUUGUGAAAGCAAGUUGACUAAAAAGCGAUUAUAAGUAAUUGAAGCAAGAUGAUCUUUUCAUUUUCACUGGAAGGAAAGAUAUUUGGAUUUUAUUUUUUAUUUUUUUAUUUUUUUUUCAAUUGGAAGGAACUGACCUUUCUAUGAAAUUGCAAAAGGUAGAAUCACGUUUUUUAUUGACUGUUGUAGAAGAGUUUUGCAAGUAAAUGCUUUGGUAAGAAAUAUGGCAAGAUGUGAUGCUAACUCUGCUGGCUGUACAUUUGUUGUUGGAACUGAACUUUCACCAUUGUUUUUGUUCAAGCUUCAUGGUAGACUUUGUGUUCAAAACUACAUUUAUGCAUUUAUUUAUUGCUGUGCAAAGUAAUGUAAAGUGAGUAGCUUUCUAAGUAGUUAUUUAUUUCUGAAAAUAUACUUGUCAAAAUCAAAGUGCGACAUAACAGUAUUGAGGAUACAUUUUGUGUGUGCUGAAUGACAAAGGUGUUCCUUAUUUAUGUCUGAAGUUCACUGUAAAUUGGUUUACUUUUAACAAUAUUUACCAUAUUACAAAGAAUACUCGGGUGGAAUGGUUGGAAAGAGUUCAUGUGCCAUCGGGUUCAUUUGCAGGUGUUUGGACUUAAGUUUUCAUUUGGUCUUUCUCCCUGUCAGCGGUGUUGGAUCUCUUUCUCUAUUUCUGUGUUUACAUCUCUGCAAGAGGGGCACUGUGUUUCUGUGCUGAUUUGGUGCCAUUCUGCACCCAUUUCUCUGUUGAGGAGGAGGUUUGCAUUCCCAAUAGAUACCUUUCGUCCUUAGGUCUCCUGUACAUUGUGAUACAAUCCAGGUGUAUUCACUUGCUGGUGCUGUGGAUGAUAGUGGAUCAUACUGGUUUAGGCAUUUUACCUUCCCAGGCUGAAUCCUUGUAAGCACUUGUCUCUCACCAGUGAGUAUGGGGAUUUAGGAUCCUAAUUUCAGCUCUCUGAAAUACAUCAUCGAGGUCAGAUGUCUAAAUAGAUGAUGUGUCUCCUCCUCUUUUCACAUUACCACAUCUGCUGAACCCAUUUACAUUCCAUAUUUUCUCUGCUUUGAAAAAUUAAAUGCGUGAUUUCAUUUAAUUUCUUUUCACUGGCGUUUCAGCAGCAGAAUGCCAUUGUUCAGCCAGUACACAAAACACAAGUCAUUUGUUUUCCUUGAUAUCUUGUAUUUUGUCAUCUGUAGUUUUGCUUUCAAUGUUUGUUUAGCCUGCUGUCACUCCUUGUUUUCUCCAUACAUUGGGGACUAUGCAGAAUACUAUUUUUUUUCUCACAUAUGCAAAAAAAAUCUGCUCCACUAAAGCAAUACUGUUGGCUGUGAAUUCAUAUUGCGGUUCACUACAAGGUCAGCUUCCUUGUUUUCACAAGCUCCAUGAACUUGCUUUGAUUUACUUCUUGGUCCAUCUUUCUCUUUCAUCUCUGAUAGUAGUCUCUUCUUUUUUUUUCUUUUUUCUUUUUUCUUUUUGUUUUGUGUGUGUGUGUGUGUGUGUUUGGUUCUUGUUUGUUUGUUAAUUGUGUUGUUUUCAGGCCUUGUCUUUGUAGCAUCUGCCUUCAGGAGCAGUGCUCCUCCAUGGUAUCAUUCCAUCAACCCCAGGUGGAAUCGAGCCACACUGACUGCAAGUGUAUUAUAUGCAAUGGCAGCAUUUGCCUGUGUACACACUGAGUAAAACUGAAUAAAGAUAGUUGGAUUUUACCAAAUAUGCACUUGUUGAGGGUUAUGACCCUAGGCUGUAUUUGCUACUGCAUCAAUAGGAAAUCAGUAUUUUCCUUGUGUGUCUUUAAGUGCAGUUUUAUAGUGACAUUGCUGAUCCUGCAUGUUUGAUUGAACACUACAAGACUGUGUCAACAUAAAGUAAUUAAAAAAAAUCAUCCAAGAAUCUGCCUUUUCGCUGGUGAGGGGAAAAAAAAAGUGAGGGGCCAUUAAUAUCUUCAUACUGUGGGAGAAUUAUGCUUUACAUAUAGCUGUUCAAGUCUCUUGAAGACAGCUUGGCCCUGUGCAUAUUAUUACAGUUUAUAUAUUUAUAAACCAGUGAGGUAUUGAUGAGACCUAUGAAUUACAGGGCAAAAAUAAGUGUUCCCUUUUGGUUAAUGUUACAUGACUGUAGGUUAUGUGUGGUGUUUACCUUGUCUUUUAUUAUUGAAAUGUUCUUCAUGCAAAGAUUUGAUAAUUUCUGAGAAACACAAACUUAGAAUAUUGUUAUUCUAGGAUUAGCCUAGAGGUUAGUGCUGGUUGGAGCAGUUAACUGUUUUGAGUUGCAGUUUGGAUUUUAUAACAGUAGGGAGAGAUCUGUUGUCUUGUGGUUUAGAUGCUUCUAAAUACAAGACUUGCGAAUGUCCCAAAAUGCGUUUCCUAUUAGUAUCUUAAGAUGUUUGAAGCUGUAACAUCUUCUUUCUUACCAGAUCUACUUGUUAUUCCAUUUCCACAUUCAAAAUAAUAUUCCUGUGUUCAGGAAUGCCUGGCACAGAAUGAUCCAUUAUGUAUAAGAGCAUAUAUUACAUCAUGAAAAUGGAAAGAAAAAUGGAGAAUGGGAUGUAUAUUGCCGUGUUAGGGCACCAAUGGCAGUCUAAAAUCUUAAUUUGGAUUCACGGAUCACAUUAAAAGAGCUUAAGUUACAGAGGGUGAACACCUCCCCAGAGGUAUGAAAGUAAUACUGACAUUUGUUUUCUUUUAAUUUGUUGCAAAGAAAAAGUCCAGUGGCAAAGAAAAAGUUAAAGCUGAAAAACUGAGAUUACAGAAAGAAGAGGAAGAAAGGAGGCUGAAAGAGGAAGAGGAAGCCCGAUUGCAAGCUGAACAAGAAGAAGCAGCAAGACUUGAAAAGGAGAGGAUUGAACGAGAGCUGAUGGAAAAGCUUGAGGCAAAAGAUCAAGAGCGAAGGGAGUAUGAACUAGCAGAACUUCAUUCACUGGAAGAGAAGUUUGUGUCUGCACAAUUGUGGAAAACAAAAUACAGAGCAUAUGCAAAGUACUCCAGAUGUGGCCUGACGAGCACUAUGGAGGGAAGAGUCCUAGUGAUGCUGUGGGAGUAUUAUAUUGCUUGUGAUGGAAGUCCUGACCCAACUAUACCACAGGAAAUAAAUACUUUCAUGAGCUUAUGGCGUGAAGAUCAAAAUAAGGACAUUCAACUUGUUGUGGAGAAGGGACAACAGGUACUAAAUUUAAUUGAGAAGUUGCAGUUUUUUCUAUUGGACACACCACCAAGUGAGAUAACAGAAAAAGAAAUAGUCCAGUACCAGGAAACUAUUUUGGAAUUGCAGAAUCUACUUCAUCAGAAGUACAAUGAAGCAACAGAACACCUACUUAAAACAGCUAGUAUGUAUGAAGAUUCUGACACUGGAAAUAUGCAGGCAGUCAUAAAGGACAAAAAUGUUACUUUCUGUAUUUGGGCAAAUCUGAAGAAGAAAGUAAGGUUCAAGAAUCAUGUGUUUUGUGAUACACAUCAUGGAUUUGAUCUUCCAAAGUCCCUGGCUGUGAGCAAUGUUGCUGUUCGCAUAUUGCACACUCAUUAUGACCAUGUAUCUCCACUUUGGCUGCAGUGCCAGCGUGUGCCAAAACUGGAAGUCCUAGAAAGCAAAGAGUCAACUCAGCAUUCAAAAGACAAUGUAGAAGAACUAGAAGAAGAAAAGAAAGCUGCAGAAGAGCCCAACAUGCCCACUGAAGAAGAAACACAUUCUGAUGAGAGAAAGAGUGCUGUCUCAUUCAAAGAAAAAUACAAUAGUGUAACUGACAUAAAUGAGAAGACAGAGGAGGAAACUGAGAAGAAAUCAGAAAUCUUGGACAUAUCAUCACAAGUUCUGAGUCCACUGAUGCAGGAAAAGACCAAUGAAAAAGAAGAUGAGAUAACUGAUGAAAAUAUCGUUGAUUUGCGACAGUUUGUACCAGUGGGUGGUGUGUACCAUAUCGAUGCACUGCAGCUUCCACCUCAGGUCAAACAAGUCAAGAACUGGAAUAUAGUGGAGUUACGUGACAUUGGCUUGGAGGCAUACAGAUAUCCCCCAGAAGAGGCUGACGAUGCCCGAUAUCCACCAAUACAGAUCACGCUUAGGCUGUCUGACAAUGUGAUCUAUUGCAAGGAACCUGUGAUAGCCCGAUGGGAUCCUGCAGGCCAACAGUGGAGAACUGAUGGCAUCAGCAACAUAACAUACGAAACACAGAAGAGUAUCACUUUUGAGAUGGGUGUUUUUUAUACAAUAGCACUUCUCCAGAAUGUUCAUCUCAACAUGCCAUAUCAGGCAUGGGAAUUGAGACCUAUGGGUAUAAAUGAAGCACUACUUACAGUUACUACAGUCUUUGCAGAAGUUCAGAUACAAAUUAAGGGUAUGCAGUGUAUGGUGGCUGCAGUCACAGUGGAAGAGAAGGAUGUGCUUUCUCACCUGACAGGAAAAUGGAUGUGUCCCGUCACCUUAAAAAAAGUUUUGAAAGAGGCUGGUGUGAAUAUUUUCCCAGGAGAAUAUUCAUACAAAUAUGUCUCUGUGAACAAGAAGGCUCCCCUAACAGAAGUGAGGGCAUACCAACAGAUGGCCCUGGUUGCAUCCGCUUUUGCUUUUGGCUGGAGCAAAUGGAAUCUAGAAUCAGGUCAAGAUCAAGUAGUGUUCAAGGUAAGUGAGCAUCUUAAAGCAGAUUUUGUCAAAGACUGGUCUCUGUACAUGUUUAAUGGUCAGAGAGCACUGAAACUCAAGAUCACAGAAACCAGUGAAGCAUUUUCAAAAGAGCUAGAAGAAGAUUCCGAAUUUCACUCCACACUCUACCAUAUGCUUAAAGACUUUGCCAGCAAAGAAGCAAUUGAUAGAGUGAGUACAGCUAACUUCCUGUUUAUUGAUGUUGUAUAUCAGCUGCUCCUUGCUACAAGAGUUUUAACAUACUCUUAAAUACUGCAUGCUUUCCUUUAAAACUUUAUUACCAAAAGCUUUCAAUAAAGUUACAUUUCAAGUCU
Cygnus olor (mute swan) is the source of this 5579-nucleotide messenger RNA. It is a transcript of the gene DNAI7, whose product is annotated as dynein axonemal intermediate chain 7. The coding region runs from base 3490 to 5514 and encodes 674 amino acids. Gene Ontology annotation, molecular function: beta-tubulin binding; microtubule binding. Lineage: Eukaryota; Metazoa; Chordata; Aves; Anseriformes; Anatidae. The transcript is spliced from 15 exons. Gene Ontology annotation, cellular component: axoneme. The record is from RefSeq and is a predicted model, not a curated record.